CUCUCGGAUUUACCCAAUUUCCCUUUUAAUUUUUUACUAUUGGGUCAGUUUCUGAUGGGAAUUCGAACUGGUUUUCUUUGUUUUGAGAUGGGUUUGACUUGUGCUGCUUGUUGCUCGUUUGUUCUUUACGGUGCAGAUGUAGACUAUCUUUCCCAUAACUUUUGAGAAUUAUCUGAGUUUUGCUCGUUUAAUUGUUACUGUUCUUGAUUUUUCACUUCAAUUUGUGUUGUUUGAGGUCAAUAAGAGGGCGAAUCUUCAUGAAGCUUUGGAAAUGAAGUUCCGCAAUUGUGUUCUUAUGUAACCUCAAGAUUAACCCAUGUCGUGCUAUUUGCUGAUAUAGUUUAGAGUCAGCUCCUUACUCUUAUUGCGGUUCUUUUUCUGAUAGGAGACGAUUCCCUCAAGGAAAAACUUACAUUUUUGCAUACAAAAGGGUAUAGUGCGGGAUUUCUGCAAAAUAUCUGGAAAGAUUGGUCAUGGAUGUUUCAGAAUGUGACACAAGCGAUGGCUUGGAGCAUAAAAUCAAAAAGAGAAAGCAAGAACAGUUUGAUGAUGCUCCUAUAGGAAACAAUAUGAGCAGUGUUCAUUCAGGUUCUGAAGAUGCAUCUUCAAUGGAUAAAAUCCUCUCUGGAAAUGAUUCUGCUUCUGCCAUGUUCAUUAUAUGCUCUAAGUUGGAAUCUGAAACAGAAAAGAUGUGUAAUGUUCAUGAAAAGAAGCAGGACGGUGACCGAAAAAUGUCCGAGGAUAUGGCGACAGAGCAUGGAAAUCUUAUAUAUAGUGUUGAAAUGGAAGAGCCAAGUUCCAUGGAUACUUACAAAGUAGAGUCUGGAAUCUCUGAAGAUACAGGUGGUAUGAGAAAUCAUGAUGAUCAUGAAAACGUUGCCAAUGUUACUGAAGAACUGAGCGAGGAGACGGUAGAUGCGAGGAAGGAUUGUCAUUCUAGAGAACAAUUCUCCGACUCUGGUAAUCAUUCUCCAUGUAAUGAGCAGGAAUUUGAGAGGGAUCGUUCAUUGAAAAGUUCCGAUGUAGAACAGAUAAAUGGGGGAGGCGCUGUGGAGGAAGCUUCUGUUUUCGGUUCGGUUGGUGAGCAUGAUGAUGAGACUUCAACAAGCAAGGAACUGAUUACAUCAACUCCUUGCUGCAUACCUCCUGAACUGGAUAAUGCUGAAACUGUGAAGGAAGAAGUUGUAUGUUUCUCGGGUUCUGGUGAGACGAGCAGUGGUGUUGACGCUAUCAUCGAAGAGAAAACUCCGACGCCAGUAUUGGAUACUUCAGAGAAAGGAGAUUCUAUUGGUUGUUCGAGGAAAAAGCUUCUUGUUCUCGAUGUAAACGGACUGCUUGCAGAUUUUAUUUGUUAUGUUCCAUAUGGAUAUAAGCCAGACCUUGUAAUUGGACAAAAAGCAGUGUUCAAGAGGCCAUUUUGUGACGAUUUUAUUAAGUUCUGUUUCGAAAGAUUCGAGGUGGGCGUUUGGUCAUCGAGAACUCGGAGAAAUGUGGACAUGGCCAUAGAUUUUCUAAUGGGAGACUUCAGACAAAAAUUACUAUUUUGCUGGGAUCAGUCACAUUGUACCGACACCACGUUCUCAACCGUUGAGAACAAGCACAAGCCUUUAGUCUUAAAGCAAAUCAAGAAGCUGUGGAAAUACCUUAAGCCACGAGAGUUCAAUGCAUCAAACACUCUACUGUUGGAUGAUUCCCCACACAAGGCAUUGUGCAACCCGGCAAACACUGCAAUUUUUCCUGUAACAUAUCGGUUUAGAGAUACUGACGAUACGUCGUUAGGACCGGGGGGCGAUCUUCGGGUUUACCUGGAAGGUCUAUCAAUGGCAGAAAAUGUUCAAAAAUACGUCGAGCAGAAUCCUUUCGGUCAACGCCCCAUUACAGAAAAGAACCCGUCUUGGAAGUUUUAUAGGCGGAUCAUAUAUUUCGUUGAGCGCAGAAAUGAUCAGGAGGAUGCCAGUUCCUUCAUAUGGAACUGAAAAAGGUACACUUGAGAGGCAUUUUCAAUCUUGUUGGUAUAUCCCUUUGUAUGGAUAGAAAAGGUUUUCCCCUCCUGUUGUUGAAGGGCUUUGGAUGCAUGAAACCAUCUAUUUCUAACCUUAGCUUCUCUUAUGCUGGUAAUUGAUGAACUUUGGCAUUUGCUUUAAUAUCAUCAUUAGCCGUUCAUCGUCCAUAAACAUUUUAAAUCUAUCUUCGAAGUAGAAAUCCUUUCGAUUCUUCGAA
Molecule: messenger RNA, 2220 nt
Organism: Cucurbita pepo subsp. pepo (vegetable marrow)
Lineage: Eukaryota; Viridiplantae; Streptophyta; Magnoliopsida; Cucurbitales; Cucurbitaceae
Source: RefSeq, a predicted model, not a curated record